Messenger RNA from Vespa velutina, 1793 nucleotides. Its product is annotated as dynein axonemal heavy chain 7-like. The record is from RefSeq and is a predicted model, not a curated record. The transcript has 4 exons. NCBI's taxonomy places the organism in Eukaryota, Metazoa, Arthropoda, Insecta, Hymenoptera, Vespidae. The coding region runs from base 765 to 1793 and encodes 342 amino acids.
CCUUACAUCAAAUAUGUUUAUAUAUGUAUAUAUAUAUAGUAUACAUAUAUACUAUAUAUAAUAUAUACGUAUACUAUAUAUGUAUAUAUAUAUGUGUAUAUAUACAUUCUUCGCGUUGCUAACGAUUAUUAUGGAAACUAUGGAAACGCGUUUGCUCGUCAGUGUUUGAAAGAAAAUUUCUAAGAUUAGUUACCAAUUAUUGUAUAGUUUUAUCGUGAGCGUAAUACCUACGUUCGUGAAAAAUUCGAAUGCGCCAAUUUUAUCAAAAUAGAAUCUUAAUUGGAUGUAAUUUUUAAAUAUGAUCGUUCAAUGAUCGAUAGUACUACUGACAGUUCGAUCAAUCGAAUUUUCAAUUUUUUUUAUUAUAAAACACGAGGAAGAUACAUGUGGAGAGAUACGAAGUAGCUAUUUACGUCACUUUAAUGCGUUUCUCUGUGACAACAACGAACCGCGACAUUGACGAUCGUUCUACUUGUAAUAAGUGGAUAAUUAUGUAUUAUAGAAUAUAAAAGGGGUAUACAUAUGUAUAUAUGUAUAUAUAUAUAUAUAUAUGUAUAUACAUAUAGAUAUACGUAUUAAAAAUCUAAAUUUCUAUAGAAUUCUAGAGUAUAUAUUUUUCGUAAAAAAAAAAAAAGAAAAAAAAAGAAAGAAAAAAGGACAGUAAGUAUAGUUAUGAUCAAGAAAAUUUGGACUUUUUUUAUAUUUAUUAUAAAAAUUAAUUAUUAUGUUGAUUUCAUUAAAAACUACAGAAAGAAUCAUAGAACAUGGAGUGCUCCAAUGAUGUCGAAGAAGUUAAUAUUAAAAAAUGUAAUGUAAUUUGCAAAAAGAAACAUUUAAAAUCAUUGAAAAGAUAUAGAGAAGAUAAAACGUUUAAAAGUCUUCAGACAAAACGAGCUUUUCGAAUAAAGGACACCGAUGGUAAAAUGAUAACGAUCGCAAGGAUAUCUACGUUCAAUUAUCCCCGAUCUAGCAUAGAUCCUCCUUCUGAAAAGAUUUCAAGAAUAUCACAGUGUUCAAUGUUAACAAAUAAAAAGAAGAAGGAGAAGGUCCUUUCUUCUCAAAAGAGCAAACUUUAUUUGUCUCUUCGAAAAAAAAGAGCUGAAUUUCGUCAAUCAUUGAUCAAAGCGAUAACUAUGAAGAAAGAAGAAGAAGAAGAAGAAGAAGAAGAAGAAGAAGAAAAAGAAGAUGUGUGUUUCAAUGCAAAAGAGUUUUGGCUUACGAAGAGCGAAGAGGAUCUUUUGAGAUAUCAUUAUUACGUUCUUCAUGCGAUCGAUGACGUACACAUCAAAUCGAUAGACAAUAAAACAUUGAAGAAUAUUUUAUAUUUGAUUCCACUUAAAUGGCAAACGAAAUAUCCAGAAAUUUUAAAUGAAGUCGUUCAAGAAACGAAGAAUGAUUAUAAUUUGACUAUUAAAAAGGCCAUUAUUGAUUUCGUUCUGCAGGAACCUUUGAGAGACGAUUACAAAUUGUUCGAAAAGUUAUCAAAAACGAAGGAGAGUGAAGAGAUCAGACGAUUUUCAUUGGAAUACAAAUGUCGAUAUAGAAGAAGGAAAUCGAAAAUCGAAAGGAUCACUAUUCUUUACAAUAAUUAUAUGCAUAAAUCUUUGGAUUAUUGGAUCAGAGAAUUUAGUAAUAAAAGACAGAUCGACAUAGAAACGUUAGCGUCUAAUGGAAAGCCAUAUGAUCUUGGGAGUUUCGAGUACAGGGUAAUAAGGAUGCUUCGAAACAUGAGGAAUGAUCUCGAGACAAAUUGGUUGCCAAAAAUUAAAGCUGUGUUCUGUAAUGUAAGAUAA